GGAUAUGAGCGUGAUGUUAUCGCUCCAAACAGAGGGGAGGCUGGCGAGAGCCACGCGGACGUGACGUCACUGAUAAGCACCCCUGUAACCGUCUAUCUUCCGCCCAGCAGCCCAGCAAAGGACUGGAAAUCGCUCCUUGGGUUCCCCAGCACAAUUACCGUUUGUGGUCGUCCCGUCUGACCGAGUCAAGUCCGCCCUGAGAGCCUCCUGUCCUCCUUUCUCCUCAGAUAGUGCCGUAUCCCUGUUUCCAAAUGAGCGACGGAGAGUGUGACUUCUUCUGCUUCUUCCGCUGCUGCUGAGCGCGCUGCUAACGCGCCUCAGGCAGACGGGGGGGCAGGGUGUCUCCUAAAGGUGACACCAGGUCUGAAAGAGGGCGGGGCCCAAAGGGAAGAGGUGGAGCAUCAGUCGAGCCAUUUCUGCUCUAACCGGACCACUUGGAUCCGACGGGUAGGCGGGUCGUCUACCUGUCCGGGUGAUUUGAGCCAGUCGACUUGAUGUCUGUGGACAUGAACAGCCAGGCGUCAGACAGCAACGAGGAAGACUUCGGGGGGAUCUCCGAAGAGGAGGAUGAAGAUGAUGGGGGAGAAGAGGAUGAUCAGGGUGACAUGGCACGCUACUAUGAAGGGGUGGCCAGCGACGUGGAGCAACAGGGCGCAGAUUCCUUCGACCCCGAGGAAUACCAGUUCACCUGUCUGACUUACAAAGAGAGCCAGCGGGUGCUGACGGAGGAAGUAAACACUGUGGCUGCUGCUCUGAAGGUUUUACCGGCAGUAGCAAAACUGAUCCUGGUGCAUUUACACUGGCAGGUUUCUCAAAUACUGGACAGAUAUAAGUCCAACUCCUCUCUGCUUUUGUCAGAUGCUCUGGUCCAGCCCAGCAGCACCUGCAGAUUAGUCACUGCCUCUCAGUCCCUCCAGUGUGGCGUGUGUCUACAGGUCGUACGGAGAGACUCCCUGCUGGCUCUGCCCUGCCAGCACUCCUUCUGCAAGGCAUGCUGGGAGCAGCACUGCACCGUACUGGUCAAAGAUGGCAUGGGAGUGGGAAUCUCCUGCAUGGCUCAGGACUGUUCCCUGCAGAUGCCAGAAGACUUUGUCCUGCCGCUGCUGCCAGGAGAGGAGCUGAAGGACAAAUACAGACGCUACCUCUUCAGAGACCAUGUCGAGAGUCACUUCCAGUUGCAGUUGUGUCCGGGUGCCGACUGUCCCAUCGUCAUCAAGGUGCAGGAGCCCCGGGCCCGCAGGGUGCAGUGUAGUCGCUGCGGUGAAGUCUUUUGUUUUAAAUGCCGGCAGAUGUAUCACGCACCCACAGACUGCGCAACCAUUCGGAAAUGGCUGACCAAAUGCGCAGACGACUCCGAAACGGCAAACUACAUCAGCGCACACACUAAAGACUGUCCCAAGUGCAAUAUCUGCAUCGAGAAGAACGGAGGGUGCAAUCACAUGCAAUGCUCCAAGUGUAAACACGACUUCUGCUGGAUGUGUCUUGGAGACUGGAAGACUCACGGGAGUGAAUACUACGAGUGCAGCCGCUACAAGGAAAACCCCGAUAUAGUCAACCAGAGCCAGCAGGCACAGGCCAGAGAGGCGCUCAAAAAAUACCUCUUCUAUUUUGAGAGGUGGGAGAAUCACAAUAAGUCCCUGCAGCUGGAGGCUCAGACAUACCAGAGGAUUCAGGAGAAGAUUCAGGAAAGAGUAAUGAACAAUUUGGGGACUUGGAUUGACUGGCAGUACCUUCACAACGCUGCAAAGCUACUGGCCAAGUGUCGUUACACGUUGCAGUAUACCUACCCUUACGCCUAUUACAUGGAAUCUGGACCCCGCAAGAAACUGUUUGAGUACCAACAGGCUCAGCUGGAAGCAGAAAUUGAAAACCUGUCGUGGAAGGUGGAACGAGCCGACACCUACGAGAGGGGAGUGGUGGGAGGCGAGGGGGAGCUCAGCGCCAGUGACAGAGGGGAUUUGGAGAAUCAGAUGCACAUUGCUGAGCAAAGGCGACGUACGCUGCUGAAGGAUUUCCACGACACCUGAGGCUCCAGUCGUACUGCAAAGCACCAGCAUCUCCCUCCCUCCUUCCUUCCUUCCUUCCUUCCUUGCCUUCUACCUUUGCAUCCCUCCAUGACCAUCCCUUGGUGCCGUCAUGCUGACCCUCCCGCUGCUCCUCUAAACUCGCUCAGUUGCUUUCUUCACUCUGACUUUCUUUCCUCUCGCUGCAGGGUUGCUUCCACCUUAUUUCAUUUUCACCUCAUUCACACUUUUAGCAUCUCGGUCACUGCACUUACACUUGUUUCAACUAUUCAGCAGACCUGAUCUAGGAGCUCCAAGUGUGAGGUCUAAUGUCUGAAAAUACAGUGAAUUCCCACUAUUUCAUUCUGACAUAAACAUACAACAGUCAAAAAGUUUAAGACUGGGAUAAUGAGUAUUUUUCAAAGUUAGUCCUGUGGUGAUGGAAAGAGAGUAAAUCUGCUCGGUAUAGAGAACCUUGUGUUAUGAAGUGGAUAAGAAAAACUUUUUUUUAUGUGGUAAAUCUGGAUUUUGUGGAUAUACACAAAUAAUGAAAACGUAAAUGAUGCUUGAACCUGUUUAACUUCUUUCAAAGUUUCAUUUCAAGAGAUAUUGCCAGAGUUGGUUGGUAUUUGUAUUUGUGAAGUUUGCUGUUGCGUCAGACUUUUCCAGCUAGUGGAGAGUGACCCUUCUUCAGUGGAUGGUCCGUGUUGCUGCCGGUGCUCCCGUUCUGACCUCCAGCUGCCAUCGGUCAGACCAGGCACUGCUCCAUGAGAUAACUUACACAUUGGUUGCAGAGUUCUCAGGCUCAGGGUUGUUUAGUUUCAUGUUUUAAAUUGUAUCCAGUCAUAGAAACGAAUCUAAUGUGACUAUGAAAAAGGUGGCCCCAAUUGUCCCAAAUACUCCUUGAGGUAUUUCAGACUGACCCAAACAAAAAGCAGUAUUUCCUGUCAUGCAUAUGGUGCAGCCCAGAGAGAAAAGAAUCAGAUUGUUUUAGAUGGCAGCUGCUUUUAAUUUUUUUGCCCUGGUGUUUCACAUUGAUUUCUUCCUUUGUUUGGUGUUGGGCUUGAUUUCAAGGUGAUCCUGAACGAUCCCCAUUUUUGUCUCCUAACGAUCUGAUUUAGCUGCUGUUGUAAGGUGUCCGUCCAGACCGCGCCCUCUGCAUAGAAAUCUAACUCUGGGACAUCCACCGAGCAGAUGACGGUUGCUUUGUUGCAGCAAGUGUAAUCUCAUUCAUUCAUGUACAUUACUGCACCUCCCAGCGAUUUUUGACACGGCAUGCUCACGCCUACACACUCACGCUAAAACACUCCACAAGAAGAAAAAAAAAACAAUCGUUGAUUUGUCCUUUGCCCAUCUCGUGCUCUUUCAUCAUUCUUUGUCACACGUUCAUUUCGAUUUCCAUUGUUUUUCUUUUCCUCCAGCUCACAUUGUUCACCUUUUCUUCUGGAAAAUGGCUGUUGAUAGAUAGAUCAUUUAAAAAAAAAAUGAAAAAAAAACAAAAAUAAAAAAAAAAUUGCUGUAAUUUUCAACGGUUGUACAUUAAUACAGAAAUAGAGUUACUGAGAGUUUUUAAAACCAAAACCUGUCUCGUGUGUGUUGAUUACCCAACUUUAAAG
Menidia menidia (Atlantic silverside) is the source of this 3619-nucleotide messenger RNA. Lineage: Eukaryota; Metazoa; Chordata; Actinopteri; Atheriniformes; Atherinopsidae. The record is from the annotation of a GenBank genome assembly.